Messenger RNA from Brassica napus (rape), 809 nucleotides. RefSeq names its product putative pectinesterase/pectinesterase inhibitor 26. The record is from RefSeq and is a predicted model, not a curated record. Lineage: Eukaryota; Viridiplantae; Streptophyta; Magnoliopsida; Brassicales; Brassicaceae. Gene Ontology annotation, molecular function: enzyme inhibitor activity. The transcript has a single exon. Bases 166 to 720 code for a protein of 184 amino acids.
UGCAUGGCAAAAACCUAAAAAUAGACUAGAGGAAGCAAAACACCUCUUAAAUAUAGAAUAAUCCAAAAUACCUUUUAAAGCUCUUUAAAUAUCCAGAAUCCGUUUUGAUUGUUCUUGUUAAUACUUACGAAAAGAGAGAAAAUAAGAAAAACAUCUCAAAAAAAGAUGAAAAUGGUCGAAAGGAUCUUUCUCCUUUUCCUCUCCAUCGUCGUCACGGUUGUCAUCGCCGGAAAAGCUCCACCACCAACAUUCACCGAGACUGGCAAAGCCUUGGCAGAAAAACUAUGCGAAAAAUCUGAAGACAAAGCGUUUUGCGUUUCGAGCCUAACCUCGCGUCACGAAGCAGAAACCGCAACCGCACCAAAACUAGGCGUGAUUGCGUUAAGUGUUGCGUCUACAAACGCUUCAGACACGUCUCUCUACAUCAAAUCGAAAUUAAAACAGAAGAACCUCGAGCCCGCGUUGGAAGACACGUUAGAUGAUUGUUCUAAGAAUUACUUAGACGCAGUCGCACAGCUAGAUGAUUCACUCGCCGCUUUGCUGGCAAAUGCGUACAUCGAUGUUGAUAUUUGGCUUAAUACGGCGAUUAGCGACGGAGAGGCUUGUGAAGACGCUUUGAGUGAACGUGCUGGUAAUGACGCUGAGCUUGCUCGUAGGAACACUAACUUCUUGAAGCUUUGCAAGGACGCUCUUCUCAUCAACACUAUUUUAACUCCAUAAGUUUAUUGUUACGACUAAUUAAUUACUUUGUAUUUGUUUGUCGUAAUUUUCUAUAAAUUGCUUUUAGAAAAAAAAAUCUAUAAAUUGGU